UAAUGUGUUUCACACCUUAAGAGAAAAUCAUGAUAUAUUUAGACGAUAAAUUCCUGAAAGUAUGUCUAUAGUAAUUUAACAAGAACUAUAUUAAAUUAUCUAAAAAUAAUUAAGAAUGCAAUAAGAAAUUAGCAAUUCACUUCAUCGAAAAUCAUAAAAGAGAAUUUUUAAAAGAUCAAAAAGUCAAGCUAAAGUGUAUAAAGAUUAUAAAUGAAAAGAGAAAAUGGAAAAACAAAAAACAAAGGAAAAAAAUAUAUUAGAGGAACAGAUAAUGUUGGAUAAAAUUAAUUGAUAUAUGAAAAAUAGUUUAUAAUAUAACAAAAGCAAAACUCAUUGUAUUCGAUUUUUGUCUUUUUAUAUUUUUUGAUUUCGAUUAAGUUAUACCCAAUUUAUAUAGAUGAAACUGGGAUUGGGAAUGAUUAUCGAUAAAAGGUAUGGAGCAAAAUUGGAUAAAAUUCAAUUCCAAUUUUAUUACAAAUAUCAAAAGGAUAAUUAUAAUUAGUGCUAUUGGACAAGGAUUUGGUCUUUUUUCAAUAUAUAAAACAAAUGUAAACGCUCAUAUUACGAAAAACUCUAAUUGCUCGUUUUAUUUAAUUUUAUAAUGAAAUAUUUGGUCAAGGAAUGUAUUUUUUUAUUUUAGAUAAUUCAUUUAUUCAUUAGGAACAAUUUCUCAAAUAGCAUAUAGUCAAUUAAAUCAGUCAUCUUUAUAUUCCUCCUUAUUGCCCAUAACUUAAUCCUAUUGGAAAAGUUUGA
Messenger RNA from Paramecium pentaurelia, 753 nucleotides. Lineage: Eukaryota; Ciliophora; Oligohymenophorea; Peniculida; Parameciidae. The record is from the annotation of a GenBank genome assembly.